Leptosia nina is the source of this 2640-nucleotide messenger RNA. Lineage: Eukaryota; Metazoa; Arthropoda; Insecta; Lepidoptera; Pieridae. The record is from the annotation of a GenBank genome assembly.
AUGGAUUCCAUUGAUGAAACAUCUGAUACGGCAAUUGAGACAAAAUAUCCGUUACUUCCAUUUGAAAAACAAAUCUUUAUAGAUGUUUACGAAAAAGAUGCCCUCGUUAUACUAGCUAAAGGCCUGCCUUACACUAAUAUUAUAUCAAAUUUUCUCUGGAUGUAUAAAGAGCCUACAAACCUUGUAUUAAUACUAAACAGCAAUGAAUAUGAAGAAAGAUAUUUUUCAGAAAAAUUUAAGCUGUCUGCACUUCCUAAUACUGGAGCAGAAAGAGAAAGGACAUAUGUAGAAGGUGGUGUUUUUAUAGUGUCAACAAGAAUAUUAGUUGUUGAUUUAUUGAAAAAUAGAGUGCCUGUUCCACAUAUAACUGGCAUAAUAGUUCUAAGAGCUCACACAGUGCUUGAGUCAUGUCAGGAAGCUUUCGUAUUGAGGCUGUUUAGGCAGAAUAACAAAAAUGGUUUCAUAAAAGCAUUUUCAAAUUCUCCAAUAUCAUUUACUUUUGGAUAUAAUCAUGUUGAAAAAGUAAUGAGAGCCCUGUUUGUAACGGAACUGUUUCUAUGGCCUAGAUUCCAUGGAAAUGUAAUCAAGAGUUUAAAAAGUAGAGAAGCCCAAGUUGAAGAGUUGCAUGUUCCUCUCACAUCCAACAUGAAUAACAUACAGUCAUGCCUUCUUGACAUUAUGAACUAUACCGUAAAACAACUGAAGAGUAUUAAUAGAACAAUUGAUAUGCAGGAAAUUACAACUGAAAAUUGCAUUACAAAGAAAUUCCACAAGAUUCUUCAAUCUCAGUUGGAUUGUGUUUGGCAUCAGCUUAGCACAAGGACUAAGGAAUACAUUCAGGAUCUGAAGAUCUUAAGAACUAUGAUAAUAAACUUAAUAAAUGAUGACGCAGUAUCAUUUUAUAGUUUAGUUAGUAAGUAUAGAACACCAGAAUAUGCACAGGUGAACUCUGGUUGGAUACUUCUUGAUUCUGCAGAGCAUCUGUUUAAGUUGGCUCGGGGCAGAGUUUUUAAUUCAAAAAAUGAAUUCGAUCCAGAAUCUACCCCAAAAUGGAAGUGUCUAAGUGAUUUACUAUUAAAUGAAAUACCAGAUGAAGUUAAAAAGAAAAAGAUAUCUCUGAACAACAUAAAAAUUUUGAUAUUGUGCUUCGAUAACAAAACCUGCUAUCAACUGAAUAAUUUACUAACGAUGGGUGCAUAUAAGUACCUCUUUUAUACGGCAUUUCGUCGAGAUUUAACAAUCAAUGCAGUCUCUUCAAAUUAUAAGCAUUUAAAUACUGUACCAGUUGAAACGGACACUAAUCUAUCACAAGUAUCAGAAAGAAGUCAAGCAAAUACAUGUGAAUCGGACAACACAGAUAAUUUGGAUAAAUCACAUUAUGUGUUAACUAUAUCUCAAGCUGUUACACAGCGGGAGAAGGACCAAAUAUUGCUGGAAGAAAGCAUGUUUGAACCAAUACCACAAAUAGAAAACUUAGAUUUUACACAAAUUGAGAAGGAGAGGCCGAUAAUUUGCAUACAAACAUUCAAACAGAACGGAAAUCCUUUGUCCCUAGAGCAGUCGCUCGAGACAUUGAGGCCUGAAUACAUAAUACUGUAUCACAAUGAUGUCGCCGCUGUAAGGCAAAUCGAACUGUUCGAGGCUAGAAAAAAGCCCGAAGAACCAAUAAGUAAAGUGUACUUUUUAGUUCACGAUAAAACCGUAGAAGAGCAAUCUUACCUCACGACAUUGAGGCGAGAGAAACAGGCCUUCGAACAAUUGAUACAGACUAAAAGUGUGAUGGUUGUGCCUUCUUAUCAAGAUGGAAAAACUGACGAAUAUUUCAAUCUUAAUGUGGAAGAAGUGGAUUCUACUGCCGAUACAAGAAAAGCAGGGGGUCAGACACAACAAAAAGAGAAGCCAGUUGUGAUUGUUGAUAUGCGAGAAUUUCGUUCAGACCUGCCGGCACUGCUUCAUAAGAAAGGAAUUAACAUUGAACCAGUCACCAUAACCAUCGGCGACUAUAUACUAACACCAGAGAUAUGCGUGGAACGCAAGUCUUUAUCAGAUUUGAUCGGCUCAUUAAAUUCCGGUCGCCUAUUCGCGCAGUGCACGCAAAUGUGUCGCGCUUACGCGAGGCCCAUAUUACUUAUAGAGUUUGAUCAAAACAAACCGUUCAAUCUUCAGGGCAACUACACAGUAUCGACCGAUUUGUCCGGCGCAGAUAUACAACAAAAGCUCCAACUUCUUACUAUACAUUUUCCGAGAUUAAAACUUGUGUGGUCUCCUAGUCCUUAUGCGACUGCUGAACUUUUUUAUGAGCUAAAGCAAAGUAGAAAGAACCCUAAUGUAGAAAAAGCUUUAGCUCUGAGUGGUGAGAAUGCAUCUGAUGAUGUUUGCUAUGAGAGAUACAAUGUUCUGGUACACGACUUUGUUCAAAAACUCCCUGGGGUAACCUCCAAGAACAUAACGAGACUGAUGAACAGGGGAGUGUCUCUGGAUCAUUUGAUUACAUUGUCACAGGAUAAACUUACUGAAAUAUUAGAAAAUAAAAAAGAGGCUGAAAUGUUAUACUCUAUAUUGCACAUAAGAGCUAAACCAUCAGACUCGAGGAAAGAUGAAAAAGGAUUUAGCAAAAAGAAGUUUGGAGGUAGAAAAUAA